Molecule: messenger RNA, 2506 nt
Organism: Girardinichthys multiradiatus
Lineage: Eukaryota; Metazoa; Chordata; Actinopteri; Cyprinodontiformes; Goodeidae
Product: mitochondrial import inner membrane translocase subunit TIM16-like
Exons: 23
Coding region: 80-2434 (784 amino acids)
Biological process (GO): protein import into mitochondrial matrix
Cellular component (GO): TIM23 mitochondrial import inner membrane translocase complex
Molecular function (GO): protein binding
Source: RefSeq, a predicted model, not a curated record
AGCUCGUGAAGUCAGACUUUGGGACAGCCGGAAACUCAGCUCUUCAGUCAGCUCGCUGUCACUCGGCACCUCCAGUGGGAUGCUGGUCCCUCUGUUUGAUGACAACACUGGUCUCCUCAUGCUUGCUGGCCUUGGAGACACUGCAAUUGAUUGCUUUGAAGUCUGCACAUCUGAGCCUUUCCUAACUCAAGUGAGUCACUGUAUGACUGAUGCUUCAACACGAGGUAUUGCCAUGGUACCAAAACUGGCAUUGGAAGUCAUUUCCUGUGAAGUCACGCGUGUUCUUCAGCUGACAGACAGCUGCAUUGUGCCGAUCAGCUACCAAGUCCCUCGCAAGAAUUCAGGCCAUGAGUUCCAUGAUGACCUUUAUCCGGAUACGGUGGGCACCACUCCAGCCAUGUCUGCAGAGGAGUGGUGGCAGGGAGGGAACAAGCAGGUGGAAAAGGUUAGCCUCCACCCAGGCAAGCGACCCAAACCAGCAGCAAAACAACCACCUGGUAAAAAGGAGCUGCCCAGUGGAGGAAGUAAAGAGGAUCAGCCUCAAGGCUCCUCCACCUCCAGUAGUCCUCUAAGCACCCCCAGCAGCAGCGCUGCCCCGUCCCACUCUCCCUCCUCCACCUCUGGUCUCUCCUCAGGCUUCCUGCCCAGUCCAAGCCAGAGCGGAAAAGCAAUCCAAAACCUGAUGGGAACAACAUCCAAAUUCCGACACAUCCAGGGUGCAGUGAUGCACCGCGACAAGCACAUCACCAACAUCCGCAACCUCAACCUGACGACACCAGGCGAGUGUGACGGCUUCUGUGUAAACCGCCAACGUGUGGCUGUGCCACUCGCCAUCUCAGGAGGCCAGAUUGCUGUGUUUGAGCGGUCUGGGCCAGGGAGGCAGCCAGACACGGCUCUGCCCACCAUCCAAAACUCUGUAAACGUGGCUGACCUUUCUUGGGACCCCUUUGACGCACACAGACUGGCAGUGGCUGGAGAUGAUGCUAAAAUCAGAGUGUGGCAGGUACCUAAGGGCGGGCUGAAAGAGACCCUGACUGAGCCCAAGCUCGUCUUGCAAGGCCACACAGAGAAGAUCUACUCCAUCAAGUUUCACCCUCUAGCCAGUGGAGUCCUGGUGUCCUCAUCAUACGAUCUCACAGUCAGACUGUGGAACCUGGAGAGUGGUGAGCAGGUCAAGGUUCUCACUGGACAUCAGGACCAGGUGUUUGGAAUAGCAUGGAGCCCAGACGGCAAGCUGCUGGCGACUGUUUGCAAGGAUGGGAAAGUUCGCGUCUAUGACCCUCGCAACUCUACAGCACCUGUGCAAGAGGGACCGGGUCCAAAGGGCCACAGAGGAGCUCGUGUGGUCUGGGUGUGUGAUGGGAAGUACCUGCUGGUUUCAGGAUUUGACAAUCGCAGUGAAAGAGGACUUUAUCUGUUCUCCGCUGACUCCCUGUCCUCCGGGCCUAUAGCGAAUGCUGCUCUAAAUGUAGCUCCCUCCACACUUAUCCCUUUUUACGACCCUGACACCAGCGUUGUAAUUCUCACUGGAAAAGGUGACACCAGAGUUUACAUUUAUGAGGUGGUCCCAGAAGAUCCAUACUUUAUUGAAUGCAGCAGUUUUAACUCUCCUGAGCCUCACAAGGGACUGGCCUUUUUGCCUAAAACGGAGUGCAACGUGCGAGAUGUGGAUAUAGCUUUGGGACUGAUGCUCACCAAGACAACCAUUGAGCCGGUGGCCUUCAGAGUGCCCCGAGUUAAAAAAGAUUUCUUCCAGGACGAUGUGUACCCAGACACAGACGUGUGGUGGGAGCCUGCACUCACCGCCUCCGCCUGGCUUUCGGGCUCCAAUGGCCAGCACAAAAAACUCAGCCUGAAGCCCAAAGACAUGACGCCAGUGAGCGAGGCCCCCAAAGAGGCUCCGGUGAGGAAAUACCUGCCCUCGUCUGUUUACCUGGAGGAAAAAACGGAUGAACAGAAAAAGGAGGAGCUCCUGAGUGCCAUGGUGGCUAAGCUGGGGAAUAUGGAUGACCCGCUGCCACAGGAGUCCUAUGAGGGUGUGGAUGACGAGGAAUGGGCUAAAUACCUCGCUCAGAUCGUAGUGAUGGGUGUUCAGGUGGUGGGACGAGCAUUUGCCCGGGCUUUACGGCAGGAGUAUGCAGCGAGUCAGGCAGCUGCCCAAGCCAGGGGCCAAACUGGGCAGGAGUCAACUGCAGCAUCCAGCAUCUCUGGGAUGAGUCUGCAGGAGGCUCAACAAAUCCUCAAUAUCUCCACACUCAGUCCUGAAGAGAUUCAGAAGAACUAUGAGCACCUUUUCAAAGCCAAUGAAAAGUCAGUUGGAGGUUCAUUUUAUCUGCAGUCAAAAGUGGUGCGAGCUAAAGAGCGUCUGGACGAGGAGCUAAAUAUUCAUAAACAAGAACAAAACCAGCAGUCGCAGCAAAAUCCAGAAACAUAAAGAAAAAAAUGUACACCUCUUUUCUUCCCCCGAAUCCUCUGUAAAUUAUAACCCAAUAAAGCCUUUUCUUUA